Aplysia californica (California sea hare) is the source of this 1142-nucleotide messenger RNA. RefSeq names its product ankyrin repeat domain-containing protein 49. Lineage: Eukaryota; Metazoa; Mollusca; Gastropoda; Aplysiida; Aplysiidae. The coding region runs from base 353 to 985 and encodes 210 amino acids. The transcript has 5 exons. The record is from RefSeq and is a predicted model, not a curated record. Gene Ontology annotation, molecular function: protein binding.
ACUGCUAGCUGGAAAAACACAGCGGCGUUGAAUGAAAGAAAUCUAUUCUAAAUUCUAAUCUAAAGUCUUGAUCUAGAUUAGAUCUAGAUCUAGAUCUAGAUCAAGAUCUAAAUCUAGAAUCUAGAUUCUAGAUUUUGAUUUCUAUCUUCAGGUCUCAGAGUUCCUCUUCUGUUUGAGAGUCGCCAGAUCUUUGUUGGAGUGUGCUGUUUCAUGUUUCCAGGGGUUAUUUACAUGGGGUUAUUUUCACACUUUUUCAAUUUCAAACUGAAAAGUCAAUUUUACUGAACACCUACGUGCGUUCCGCAAAGAAAAGUUGGACAGCCGGUGCACGCUGGCGUGCGUUCCGCAACGAAUGGCUUCACAACUGAAUGCUAUUUGUCACGAACUGACAGAUAUGGAUCUGGAAAACAUUAUGAGCUUAGAAGAUGAUGAUGACGAUGACAUUGAGGAGUUUACUGAAGAGGAAAAAGCUAAUGAUCCGUCCAAACGCAUUUUGUGGGGGGCAGAGAACAAUCUGUUGGACAUAGUUCAGGAUGUGCUGAGCUCCGAUCCCUCCCUAGUUUCUUCCUGUGAUGCCGACCUGUACACACCUUUACACAGAGCUUCCUACAACAAUCACCCAGAGAUGGCGAAGCUGCUCAUUGGCCACGGGGCAGACAUAUCAGCGCGGACGGCUGACGGCUGGCAACCAUUACACAGCGCUGCUCGCUGGAACUCUUUUCACACCGCUCAGGUCCUUCUGGGCAGUGGGGCCGACAUCAACGCACAGACGCACGGCGGCCUCACACCGCUCCACGUGGCCGCCUCCGAGCCUCAGAACGGGGAGAUGUUGGAGCUGUUGCUGAGAUCUCCCUUUGUGGAUGUGUCGAUCGUGUCUCGCGCCGGCGAGACGGCCCGGCAGCUGUGCGAGAGACACAGCCCGCACUAUAAACUCUUCGAUAUGCUGGACGAUUCUGUGUGUAGGCUGAAGCCAGCUCACUCAUGAUUCUGUAUGCCUUUCCUGUUCUACCGGCCCAUUGCCAUCUGUGGAAAAGUGCAGUGCCAGUUUUCAGCCUGGAGAGAGUUAAGCCCCCUCCCUCCCCCGCCAGGGCGGUGCCACUGACUGAAGUUGUCUUUAGGCCGUUCCCAAAGGGAGUAUAUUA